Messenger RNA from Patiria miniata (bat star), 1754 nucleotides. RefSeq names its product sporozoite surface protein 2-like. Bases 111 to 1331 code for a protein of 406 amino acids. Lineage: Eukaryota; Metazoa; Echinodermata; Asteroidea; Valvatida; Asterinidae. The transcript has 6 exons. The record is from RefSeq and is a predicted model, not a curated record.
UACACCCUUUUUGGUCAAUGAAAAAGCUGGAGUGAAGGCCGCUUGACUGCUUUGCUGUUUCUGGAAUUCAGUUUCCCUGAAGUGCAUCGCAUUGGGAUCACCUCUUCAUCAUGGCUCGCCUUAAUGUCGUCUUGCUCGUGGGUGUGUCACUGGCGAUGCUGUCUGGCGUCCAGUCCACGCCGCAGAAAGUCACCAAACGUGUGCAUCUUACGAAUACACAACAGGAAACGGACUCUACCAAUGAACACGAAGUACAACCCGACAUCACCGAUGCGAUGCAAUCAAUUCAGAACACGCUUGCCAGUCUUGAACGGCGCAUUCUUGCUCUUGAAACUAACGAGACGAGACUUUCAGACCGUUUGGCAGUCAUCGUGGAAAUGUUGACAAUGGAGAAGACAGAUCAGAAACUGCUGAAUAAUAAUGAUGGAGUACCAACGAUGACAACCCCACCCAUGAGCGAUACUCAGAACGAGGAGGGAGACAACACGGAUGAGGACGGACACAACACGGAUGAGGACGGACACAACACGGAUGAGGACGGACACAACAUGGCUGACGAGGAAAACGAUGGAGCUGCUGGAGACCAAGGUGGAUCCCUUGAACAAGUACAAGAAACCUUAGACUUGCUUCAAGAAGCCGAGACGGCUAUAGAGCAAGCCGAAGCAGUACUGUCCGGAAAUCAGCAAGCUGCCCAGAGCACCCAAGCACCCAUCGAAAAGCCAAACAAACCCAGUCAGGAACCCAGUCAGGAACCCAGUCAACCCAGUCAGGAACCUAGUCGGCCCAAUCAGGAAAAUAGUCAACCCGGUGAGGAGCCCAGUCAACCCAGUGAGGAGCCCAGUCAACCCAGUGAGGAGCCCAGUCGGCCCAAUCAGGAAAACAGUCAACCCAGUCAGGAACCCAGUCAACCCAAUCAGGAACCCAUCCAAGACCCCAAUAUGCCUAGUGAGCCAACCCAGCCUGCCAAUAAACCCAGCCCUCAGCCUAGUCCUCAGCACAGUCAAAUAAUCAACCCUGGCAAUAACGGUGGCGUCGCAAUUCACAAUGGGGCACCCGCGAAUCAUGCCGCCAAGAAUGAAGAGGGCAACGCACAAGGCGAAACAAACCCUGAAGGUGUUCCGAUGGCUGGAGAUGAGACUAGCAAGAUUGACACCGAAGAAAGUGAUGAGACGGACAAUGAGACGGAAGAAGCGAACGAGAGCAGUGAGAAAACCAACAAAGAGGAACAACGAAGAAAUGAAUUGGAUCAAGCACUCAGCCAGCGUCAUUUUCGUGUCCGAAACCGCUUUUUACCUUCUCAUGGGCGUGUCGGCAGCCAUAGCGGCCGUUAGUCUUCUUGCACUCGGUUGUAUGUGCUACUGUCACAGGAAACAAUCGGCUCAACCCGAUAUGGAGCACUACAGAUAUUUGAUAGCGCGUCGCAGACGGGCAGCGAAUCCGAUCACGUCUAGGCAGAGGCACCGUCGUGAACACUGAACAUCUUCAACUUUUAUAUAGAAAAUUGAUUAUGGAUAGUCAUUGAUCGUCUUAUAUGAAAUUAUGAAUUCGUAAUUCUCUUUUACUUACGACGAUUAAGUUCGUUGGCCUUUCAUCUCCCCCCCUUUUUUUUUGGUCCCUUGGGCAUUUUGUAACAUGGUAAUAAUAAAGAUGAAUAAAUAUUACUUCAAAAUCUGGCGAUUUGAAAGAGGCAAAUAAAAUCGAAACAUAAAAAUUGCCAUUGUCUAAUAUUAGUAAUAAAUUAUUAAAAGUGAUGA